Molecule: messenger RNA, 567 nt
Organism: Penicillium bovifimosum
Lineage: Eukaryota; Fungi; Ascomycota; Eurotiomycetes; Eurotiales; Aspergillaceae
Product: snoRNA-binding rRNA-processing protein IMP3
Exons: 3
Coding region: 1-567 (188 amino acids)
Biological process (GO): rRNA processing
Cellular component (GO): small ribosomal subunit; Mpp10 complex; small-subunit processome
Molecular function (GO): rRNA binding; structural constituent of ribosome; snoRNA binding
Source: RefSeq, a predicted model, not a curated record
AUGGUCCGCGAACUCAAGCACCACGAGAAGAAACUUCUCCGAAAAGUCGACUUCCACAACUACAAAUCCGACGGCAGCCACCGCGAACAUGCAAUCCGGCAACGCUACCUCCUCCAAGACCCAAUGGACUACCGCAAAUACAACGCCCUCUGCGGCUCCCUCCGCCAGCUCGCCCACAAGCUCUCCCAACUAGACCCGGAGACCGACCCGCUGCGCAAGAAACUCGAAUCCGAGCUCAUGGAGAAGCUAUGGCGCAUGGGAAUCCUAAAGCAAUCCCGCGAGCAGGGCGCCGGUUUAUCCAAGGUCGAGCGCGAGGUUACAGUUUCCGCUCUGUGUCGCCGUCGAUUGGCGGUUUUCAUGGUGCGCUCUGGUAUGGUUGAGACUAUCAAGGCUGCUACUACUUUCAUUGAACAGGGUCAUGUCCGUGUUGGUACGGAAGUUGUUAGUGAUCCUGCGUUCUUGGUUACUCGGAACAUGGAGGAUUUCGUUACUUGGGUGGACUCGAGUAAGAUUAAGCGCAAUAUCUUGCGGUACCGCGAGAAGCUGGAUGACUUUGAUCUGCUGUGA